GACUUCGGCGGUCGGUUGGCCAGCAUGCUUUGGGACGUACAGGUUCAACACUCGUUUGCAGUGGAGUACAUCCACCUCUUUUUUGGAGUAGGCCACGUUCCGCUGGAGAGGCGGACACGCCGCGUCGUGACGCCCGAGAUGUAUUCGCUGCUCCGCUGCUCCCGCUCGAUGCGGCGCAGCCUCAUUGCAGCUGUGGAGGCGCGUCGGUUAACCCUGGAGCCCGACGCCAGCGACGAUGAGACAAGUUUGGUG
Molecule: messenger RNA, 252 nt
Organism: Symbiodinium necroappetens
Lineage: Eukaryota; Dinophyceae; Suessiales; Symbiodiniaceae
Source: the annotation of a GenBank genome assembly